AUGCAGCUGCUGGAAGCGUGGGCGACAGCUCGACUGGAAGCGCUGGGAGUGGACGGCGUGUUCGCUCCUUAUAUAGUGGGAAUGUUGCCUUCCCACGGAGGUGAUGACGACAACCUGGAAGACGCGAAGUUCAACAUCCACCAAGUGCUCAUGGGCUGGCUGUCACCGGAAGACGAGGAGCGCGCGCAGGAGUUUGUGGACGAGCUAGCCAAGCUGGCAGACAACCCGGCCCAGCUUACAGACGCCGCGAUGGCUCUUGCAGCACAGAGCAACGGGAACACGAGCAUUGAAGAUGAUAUCAACAAGAUAUUGGCGCAGGAUGAGGAGCUUAAAGCCUCAGCACCGACUUUUGUGCCCCGCAAGUUUCUGUCGCCUGUGGUGGCCGAAUUCCAUCCGACUAGCAGCCCCGAGGGGUCGUUUGGGGGCAGUUUUGACCAGCUUCCAGCGGCGUCAUCGCCUCCUGUUCCGCUUUCUCACUUGAACAGUAGUGAAAGCUACGAAGAGGAUGAGACGGCCAAUGGAGCGGAGGUGGAGGAGGAAGAAGAAGAAGACAGCGCAGCGAUGCAGGACGAAGACAGUUUCUUCUGGUCCGUGGCCUACGAGUUGGUGAGCCAUUUGCAACUCAAGUUCCCGGAUAUCGACCCGAAUCGGCUGUGCGACUUGUUGCGUCUGGUUGGACUGGAUGUGGACAAGGCUCACGCGGUGCUGAAGGCCACGAUCGAGCGCGAAUCCAUUGGACCGGGACAGGUGUGCCGUCACUACCUCCAGGGAGAAUGCCGUCGCGCGGACUGCAUGUUCCUACACGACACGGACGCGAUUACGUGCCGCUUCUGGCUUCGCGGCACCUGUUUGCAAGCGGAUCACUGCGUCUUCGCACACGACUUUUGUGAUUAUUACUCGAUGGACGUCAACGCAUUGGGCCAGCGCGACUACGACAGCGAAGACGAGAUGGACCAGAACAGCGCACCGCUAGACAUUCAAGCCGAAGACAUGUUCCCGUCUCUUCAGAGCGCUGCGGCAGGAACUCCAACUCCACAGCCGCCGCUACCUCAAGGCAGCACUAGUCCUUUAUUGACAGGAACAGCCCCUAAGUCGUACCCGUCGACGGAUGAUGCUGUGGCCAAUCUGACCUUAAACUUUGCUCGUGCUGUGGCACUGCAACCAGCAGCCACUGCCCCCAUGGGAAACGGCAGCUACGGGAUGGAAUCGCAUCGACGGAUGCCACCUCCGCCUCCAACACACCGUCCUUUGUACCGCAAGAUUGGGAGCAGCGAUGGUCCCAAGUGGGUGUCAACGGGUCAGAGCGUGGCGACACAGUAUCUGGAAUUGCGUGAACAGGCCUAUGAGAUGGCGUGUGCUCGGAAUAAGUGCUUCAUGGGCGCUACACAGGCAUAUCGCAAUGGUAACAAGGCGCUGGCUAAGGGACUGUCAAAGCAAGGACACGAAUACAACGCCAAGAUGAAAAACUUCCACUUCCUGGCGGCGUCCGAGAUAUUCGAGUCGCGUAACCCGCCCAACCAAUUGUACAUGGAUCGAAUGAUGGAUCUACACGGACUGCAUGUAGCAGAAGCCGUAGAGUUCCUUGCACAGAUGCUUCCAAAGCUGGCAGAUGAAGGCGUGGACAGCAUUUACUUGGUCACAGGCUCAGGACACCAUUCGAAGGGCCCGGACGGCAAUGCGCGUCUGUUACCAGCGGUUGAACGAUUCCUGGCUGGUGAAGGAUAUCAGUACACACCUGUAGCUGACGGCUCAGGAUUUGUGGGGAUGUUGCUUGUAGACUUGCGGUGGUAGUCAAACUGUAACAUCAUGCAAGCAAGAAAACAUGAGUGAACAGUGUUC
Messenger RNA from Phytophthora infestans T30-4, 1839 nucleotides. RefSeq lists its product as uncharacterized. The coding region runs from base 1 to 1791 and encodes 596 amino acids. Lineage: Eukaryota; Oomycota; Peronosporomycetes; Peronosporales; Peronosporaceae. The transcript has 5 exons. The record is from RefSeq and is a predicted model, not a curated record. Gene Ontology annotation, molecular function: metal ion binding.